Messenger RNA from Suillus subalutaceus, 3090 nucleotides. RefSeq names its product SPX domain-containing protein. Gene Ontology annotation, molecular function: phosphate transmembrane transporter activity. NCBI's taxonomy places the organism in Eukaryota, Fungi, Basidiomycota, Agaricomycetes, Boletales, Suillaceae. Bases 326 to 2881 code for a protein of 851 amino acids. Gene Ontology annotation, biological process: polyphosphate metabolic process; phosphate ion transport; monoatomic anion transmembrane transport. The transcript has 16 exons. The record is from RefSeq and is a predicted model, not a curated record. Gene Ontology annotation, cellular component: membrane.
UGUACUUAAGCGUGAUUGCGCCGUUAACUUGAACGAACAUGCCGGGAAUUUCCGUACACGCGACAACGUUACCAUUUUUGGUGAGCGUCUGGAUUUGUGCUAGUAUACGUACUAGUUUGCAACUCAUCGACCAAGGCCCAUCAACAGCACUUAGCUUUAACUAGACUCCCUUUUAGCGGCUAUCUAAGGUUUUCCCAUAGUGUCUGGACACUGGGCUUUGGGCCAGCGUAGGAGUGGUCCAUCUAUAUCAACGGAGUCAGAAGAAAUUCCGCUUAGGUCACUCGUGCCCUCGACCUUGAGUGGCACGUCUCUUCAGGCAUUUGCAAUGAAAUUCAGCUCGGCAUUAAAGUUUAAUGCCGUCGCAGAUUGGUGGGAGGAAUAUAUCGCCUAUGAUGUACUCAAGCGAUACAUUUAUCAGCUGGAAAAGCGACAACAACGGACCGGUGGUAUAGAACCGUCCUAUCAUGACUUGGAGGCCAAUGAACAGACAACCCUUGUCGACCACAGUGAUACGUCUGACGCGGACAGCCUCUUUAAGCCACUGCUCGACAGAGAGCUGCAGAAGAUUGUGAGAUUUUACGAAGCGCAGGAAAAGGAGCUUCUGGGCGAGCUCGCGGCGCUGGAGCAAUCUAUUACGCAGCAAGACGAGGCAGGACUUGAGGCAGAACUCAACUAUAUGGAUGAAGAUGAAGAAGACGAAGAAGAUGAUGAGGAAGAUGAAUACAACAUGUUGACUCGAUCUGAAGACUACGACAAAGGGUCCCGCCGCAGGCGCCGCAAAUCGAGCUCCGUCGGAUAUAGAACGCGUUUUGCAGCAGGUUCUAUUCGCGAGGAGCCUCCGAAUCGCCGCUUUAGCGUCUCUUCUAGCGAGGCGGGAGAUCUAGAUGCAAGUGUCUUAUCUCUUGUCCCGCGCCCACGAUCGGCCUCGCAGGUUGCAUCUGGCUCGCGUGGUGCAAGCGCCAGUAUGUCUCCGAUGGGGAGAGCUCGUAGCUUGGCUAGCCGUUUAAGGAGUAUGAAGGAUAGCAUAACCUCUGCUGGAGACACCAUCUGGACUUCAAAGAGCAGCUAUGCCUUGGAUACCCGGUUACUUUACAAGCGAAAAAUUACUAACCUUUACGUCUCUUUAUGCUCGCUGAGGUCUUAUGUGGAGGUCAAUUACUCUGGCUUUCGCAAGAUUCUAAAAAAGUAUGACAAAGUCGUGUAUAGUGAACUUAAAGACCGUUAUAUGCACGAAGUUGUGGAGACCUCUGCACCAUUUACAGAAGAGUCGAAGGCCAGAAUGUCGGAUGCCAUCGCCCGACUCACCGAUCUCUAUGCCAAAUGUGUAACAAGUGGAGACAAGUCGGCAGCACAGCAGCAGCUAAAGCUGUAUCAGCGCGAAAACAUCGCAUGGGAGCGGAAUACAGUCUGGCGUCAAAUGAUCGGGCAGCAGCGACACGGUACGAUCAAUGGAUUGGAUGCUCUUGCGGGCGCUACGCUGGUACAGCAGGAAGAGAGUAGCCUUAUUGAUGUCCCGACUCCUCUCGGAAGUCUGAAGUUGACAAAGAAAGGGGUGUCGUUUACUGUUGCUCUAGUUGUUUUCAUCGCUUUAUUGAAGAUGGACAUCGUCGCUGGUGAAGAGGCCAAUAAGUGUUUUGCCGUACUUGUAUUCAGCACCAUACUGUGGGCGACAGAGGCGAUACCCUUGUUCGUGACAUCAAUUUGCGUCCCCCUUCUGUUAGUAUGCUUACAGGUCAUACGUGAUGACAAUGACACUGCCUUGUCUGCGCCUGAUGCAACGAAGUAUAUAUUCUCCGUUAUGUUCUCGCCCACGAUCAUGCUUCUGAUCGGAGGAUUCACAAUUUCUUCCGCUCUGAGUAAAACCAACAUUGAUCGGAUUUUAAUCACGAGGGUCCUGAGCUUCGCAGGUACAAGACCCAGUUCCGUGCUUCUUGCCUUCAUGGGUGUCACAUCUAUUCCCGUUACUCACGUGUUGCCAACGUGUUUCAGUAAUGUUGCAGCUCCAACACUGUGCUUCACUCUCAUCCGACUCGCCAUUGCCUUGGCCGCCAACAUAGGUGGUCAGAGCUCCCCGAUAUCGUCUCCACAGAAUCUCAUUGCCCUCGCGGCAAUGGAUCCUAAACUCGAUUGGGCGAGUUGGUUUGCUGUGGCACUUCCGGUGUCUAUAAUUUCCAUUCUGCUUAUCUGGUUGCUAUUGCUUGUGAUGUACCGUCCUGCUCGUUCGCCUGACGGGGAAGGAGAGAUCGAGAUACGGACUAUCCGCCCAACAAGGGAAUCCUUCACUCUCAAGCAGUGUUGGGUUACGUUCGUCUGCUUAUUCACGAUUACUCUCUGGUGUUUUGAGCACGAAAUCGAGGGCCUUGUCGGAGACAUGGGUAUUAUUGCUAUCAUUCCGAUCAUCGCAUUUUUUGCCACUGGUGUGCUGAAAAAGGACGACUUUGAACAAUUCGCUUGGACAAUUGUUUUCCUCGCAAUGGGCGGAAUCGCUCUUGGCAAGGGUGUUACUUCUAGUGGCUUGAUGGAUCUCUCCUUGUACACUGUCGUUCUUGUCCUGUCCCCAGUCGUUUUGAUCGUAUCGACAUUUAUCAGUCAUACGAUUGCAAGCGUGCUGCUGGUUCCCAUUGCGAAAGAGGUUGGGCAAAGCCUACCCGGUGAACAUGCAAAUCUGCUCAUUUUUAUGACUGGUCUUCUCUGCUCUGUUGGAAUGGGCAUGCCUGUUUCUGGGUUUCCUAAUCAAACUGCCGCGGCUCAAGAGGAUGAGCUCGGACGUCUUUAUCUCUCUAAUACGGACUUCUUGAAGAAUGGCGUGCCCGCUAGUAUUAUCGCCACCCUCGUCGUUGCUACCGUUGGGUUCGUUCUCAUGCUAGCCAUAGGACUCUGAUUAAUCCUUGGACCCUCACAACGCACAUGCACGAAGUUCGAGUAAUAAACUGGGGUUCCCAAAUGGGAGAUACCCUGCGCGUGUAUCAUACCUUGCUAUAUAAUUUACAGCUGCAGAACACUGAUAGAUUUUUCAAUGUCAUGUCUUGUAGACUUCACUUCCAGUUCAACCGACAUUCUGACGAACAAUACUGCAUAUCAGACGAAUGA